Nothobranchius furzeri (turquoise killifish) is the source of this 4888-nucleotide messenger RNA. It is a transcript of the gene plxnc1, whose product is annotated as plexin C1. NCBI's taxonomy places the organism in Eukaryota, Metazoa, Chordata, Actinopteri, Cyprinodontiformes, Nothobranchiidae. Gene Ontology annotation, cellular component: semaphorin receptor complex; plasma membrane. Gene Ontology annotation, molecular function: protein binding; semaphorin receptor activity. Gene Ontology annotation, biological process: regulation of cell shape; regulation of cell migration; semaphorin-plexin signaling pathway involved in axon guidance. The record is from RefSeq and is a predicted model, not a curated record.
UUUUGUGCGCGUUUACGCACAAAGGACCAAACGGUGACCUUCAGUCCACCAGAGUCUCUGGAUCCAGUCAGAGCUGGUACUUGAAGAUGAUCCUGCUGCUCGGUCUGAUCUGGUCUCUCUGGGGAGAACCAGCUCGGUGUCUGCAGGAGGAUGGAGGUUUCACUUUUAGUGGAGACAUCCUCCACAUCACCGUGGCCACCGACGAUGUUUACAUCGCUACAGAGGAGAAGCUUUACCAGCUGAGCCACGACCUGGUUCUGACCCACAGUCUGACCCAGAGAGGGAUGUUAAAGGACUUGAACCAGAACACAAAAAAGUUUCAUCGGGUCUCUGAGAAAACCAGAGGGAAUGCAACUUUUAGAGUCAAUGUUUUCUUACCGUUCACCAAGAAUAACUCGCUGAUCAGCUGUGGUGUGAUUGAGAGCACGUGUGGUUACUGUGAGAUUCUGGACAUGAAGAACAUCUCCAACCUUAUGCAUGGAGAGAACAUCCAGGUGGGACCUCUGGAGCGCAGCAGCGCGUCUGUCAGCUUCCUGGUGGACGUGAAGAAGAAUCCAACUGUGUCUGAAACUUAUAUUCUUGCUGCGGUCCAACAGGACAAGGCAGAGCAGGGCAAGUCUGACCCGGAGACGAUUAAACUUCUUAACACAGAUGAUUCUCAGCAUGGAAAUAUAUUUUCGGGCACCGAACAAACAGGAACGCAUGUGAUCAGAAGUCGAGGCAAGGUGGAGUUUGUGGACGGAUUCCAGAUCAACUCAACAGUUUAUCUGUUCUCCAACGUGGAUUCAGGCACUAAAAACAACAAAGUUCGUCUCCUCUGGUUUGAGGCCAAAAGCAGCAAAAGAGAAACAUUCAACUCUCUGCGUGGAGCGACUCUCAGGAUCUCUGGUGAUGAAGAAGGCAGCCGACUCCUGGCCUCCUCCAUCAUCCGUGGUGGACAGCAGGUGCUGUGGAGCGGUGUGUUCAGUGUGGACGGAGGAGCAACCAGAACCGAACUGGUUCUGUUUGACAUCAGCCCAGAUCUCAGCAGGGGGACGGACACAGAUCCAGACUUCUACCCCACAUCUAAAACAUCGGUUUCUCAGUCAGAACCAAAGAUCCUGAAACCAAAGGCUGUGCUUUUCAAGAAGGACUACAUGACUUCUGUGUUGGCAGAGAGGAAGAUGGGCUGGAUGGUUUUCUUCAUUGGGACAUCAGAUGGACAGCUCCUCAGGCUCUCUGUGGACAGGAACCUCCGCCCCACCUGUCCAAAGGUGCUCUACAGGGCCAGUGGGGACGUAAAGCUGUUACCCCAAAUCUACCUGGAUCCAGUGGAUCACGAACAUGUUUAUGUUUCUGUUAAAAACCAGGUUAACCGUGUACCAGUGUCAGAGUGCAACACACACACAGAUAAGAAGGCAUGCUGGUCUGCUCAGGAUCCAUACUGUGUGUGGUGUGUUGAUGAGAAAAGAUGCACUCGUGAAGAUGAAUGUAAAGGUUCAGACUGGUUGUCCAUCCCUGAUGAAUCCCAGAAGAAGAUGAUUUCCCACCGAGUUGUGGAGGAUCCUAAAGGGCAGAUCAAAGUGACCAUCCAGGCUCACCUGACUGUGAAAGCAGAGAUGCGCUCUAACUUUUCCUGUCAGUUCUCCACAACCUCUGGUCAGCUUUGUAUGCAGUCUGGCUCUAAACCGCAUUACCCACAAUGCACCUGCAUUCUCUCUACUCAUCCUGUUGAUGGUGUUGAUGUCACUGUAAGGAUCAGAGUUGGUGCAGCGCAGCUGACGGAGAAACUACAUCUGAUCAACUGUUCUAACAUCCAGGGAGAACCAAGUGAUUUAUUGUGUCAGCGGUGCAUCACAGCUGGGUGUGGAUGGAGAGACAACAGCUGUUCCUGGGCCAGUCCACAAGUGCAAAGUGACAGCAUUUGCACCAACAUUACGUCUGAAGUGAAGUUUUCUAAGCCAGAGAUCUCCUCCAUCACUCCCAGUAACGUGUCUUUCUACGGCAAAAACCACGCUGUUCUGUCAGGUCGUGACCUCCAGGAUGUAAUCGGAGUGAAGAUCCUGAAGGACUUGAGCUGCAGUCCACAGGAAUCACCUGUGUGGAACAAAACUGGUGUGAAUCUUACGUUCCACAUUCCCAGUACAAAUGCCAAAGGAGCGGUGAAAGUGUGUGUUCUUCUCCCUGAUGGUAGUUGCCAUGGUAAUGCUGAAAUCAUCUAUCAGUCAGCACCAAUCUGCAGUGGUAUUGUGCCAAGCAGCUCCUGGAUCAGCGGCAAAAGGAAGGUCACGCUUCAUGGAACCAACCUGUAUUUUGUGGACGGUAUCACACAUGACCACAUGCAUAAUCAUGCUAUACUUCCCAGAACCAGCAGCUAUCAGAAUCUCACCUAUGAAACACCUGCAGCUGAAAAAACUCAGAAGAGCUUCGUGUCUAUGAGAGUAGCCAAUGAGACCUUGUCCUGCACUCAAAUAACCUACUACAAAGACCCGGAGUUCACCAGUUUCAGCGCUGUGAGGGAAGGAAAAGAUGUUCGCAUAGUGAUUCAAAAAAAGGCUGAUGAAUUGAACAUGUCAACGGCAGAGUUGUCAGUUUGGGGAAUUCGGGAAGAGGAGAUGCAUUUCUGCAGCAUAGAAGGCAAAGAAAGCAGCAGCGAGAUUGACUCAAUCAGCUGUGAGAUCAAAGGAAUUCAGGAGGUUAAAUUUAACCAGUUAGAGAUCAGAUAUGGAGACAAGUCCAUAAAACUCAGUAAUUCCUCGUCAAAUCUCAUUUUCAUGUUGUUUGCCCUUCUGCUGAUACCCGUUAUUGUUGCUGUGGUGGUGGUAGUCUACCAGAGCAAGCAGAAGAAGCUCACUGCAAAGAUGAACAGGUUAAUAGAGGACCUGGAGCUAGAUAUCAGAAAAGACAUCAGACAAGGGUUUGUGGAUCUGCAGACAGAAAAGGCCGAUCUGAUGGAAAACGUUGGAGCGAUUCCUUUCCUGGACUAUAAGCACUUUGCUUCCAGAAUCUUUUUUCCUGAGAGUGACAGAUUAAUUAGAUUGUGUAUCAAAGACAUUGGUCAGGAUGUGGUGACAGUUAAGCUGGAUGAGGGCUGUCAGAGUUUGUCCAAGCUGAUCCAGGACCAGCUCUUUCUCACCUCUGUGGUGCACGCCUUGGAGGAGCAGAAAAGCUUCACCAUCAAAGACAAGUGUUCUCUUGCAUCUCUGCUCACUGUAGCGCUUCACAGCAACUUGUUGUAUCUGACGAAUGUGAUGGAGGUUCUGCUGGAGGAUCUGAUGCAUCAGAACAGCAACAGCCAGCCAAAACUGCUGCUACGACGCACACAGUCCACAGUGGAGAAGCUGCUGACUAACUGGAUGUCCAUCUGCCUCUACGGCUUCCUGCGGGAGAGUGUUGGACAGCACCUGUUCCUGUUGGUGAGCGCUCUCACGCAGCAGAUCUCCAAAGGCCCAGUGGACUGUGUGACGGAGAAGGCUCUGUACACGCUCAGCGAGGACUGGCUACUGUGGAAGGCUCAGGACUUCAGCCCUCUGAAGCUACAGGUUCUGUUUGCUGUGGGACGUGAUGGAGAAGUGAGCCAACCCCUAGAGGUGAACGCUCUCAGCUGUGACACCGUGGAGCAGCUCAAAGAGAAAAUCCUCUCCACUUUCAGAGCCAAGUUUGGCUUUCCAUACGAAACCCCCAUCAGAGACGUGUGUGUUGAGUACGAGAAGCAUGGGUCAUUUGUUCCUCUGCAGGAUGUAGAUGCGAGCUCUGAGGUCAUCGGGGACAUGAAGAAGCUCAACACUCUAAAGUACUAUCAGAUUAGCGAUGGAGCAGCCAUCAAAGUGAUUUCAAAGAAAGAUCAUCCUCCUCUGAGCCCACAGACGAGUCUGAAAGAUGAUGAGAACUUCUCAGGAAAAUACUUCCAUUUGAUCGAUCCUGAUGUAGUCGAGGACCAAGCAAAGAGUCCAGAGAGGAAGAAGUUAAAUCUGAAGGAACUGCACCUCACCAAGCUGCUCUCCACCAAGGUUGCUGUUCAUUCAUAUGUGGAGAACCUCUUCAACUCCAUCUGGGGAAUGCCGCAAAGCAAAGCACCGCACGCCGUCAAAUAUUUCUUUGACUUUUUGGAUGCUCGGGCAGACAACAUGAAGAUCUCAGACCCAGAUGUCCGACACAUCUGGAAGACCAACAGUUUGCCGCUGCGGUUCUGGGUCAACAUCCUUAAAAACCCACAGUUUGUUUUUGACAUGGAGAAGACUCCGCAUCUGGACGGCUGUCUGUCCGUCAUCGCUCAGGCAUUCAUGGACUGCUUCUCUCUCAGUGAGAUCCAGCUGGGGAAGCAUGCACCCACCAACAAGCUCCUCUAUGCUAAAGACAUUCCCAAGUUCAAACAGGAAGUGAAGGUUUACUACAAACAGAUCCGAGACCAGCAGCCAGUCACAGACACUGAAUUCAAGAACUUCUUGCAGGAAGAGUCAAAGAAACAUGAAAAUGAAUUCAAUGAAGCUGCAGCUCUGAAAGAACUCUACAAAUUCAUCCAGCAGUACUUCACACAGAUCAAAGAGAAGCUGUCUCAGAAUGCAGCUCCUGCUGAGCUGGUGGAGCAGCUCCAUCAUGUUAAAGACACAUUCGAUGGACUGAAAAGCUGCUCCUGGAGCUGCUGAAGACCUCUGGUGAAGCUGAUCAGGGACUGAUGAAGCAUUUUUUCCUCAUCGGGUUCCAACAUAGAGCUGAAGUUGGGAAGUGGAAAACAAGAUAUUUUUGUGAUGACUGGAUCCACUGCUGCUGGUUAACAAACACUUUAGCCAAAAACAGUAUUUUCAGUGGUGUCCCCAAGGGGUGGCUGAAUUGCUGGCCACCCCACUGUCCACACCCAGAGAAGACCAGUGUUCUUUAAUAAGUCGCAUUCAUGUUGCUUUUUUAAUUU